Messenger RNA from Coregonus sp. 'balchen', 1248 nucleotides. NCBI's taxonomy places the organism in Eukaryota, Metazoa, Chordata, Actinopteri, Salmoniformes, Salmonidae. The record is from the annotation of a GenBank genome assembly.
AUGCCAGAGCAGUUGACACGUCCGGUGAAACGCUCCUCCACCUCCCCCUCCACAGCCAACACCCGGCCACAUAAACGACACUGCACCUUCUCUGCCAUCUCUGAGGUGGGCCAGGGAGAGAGAGAGACCAAGGUGCUGGAGUCAACAAUGAGAGGAUGGUAAGGGUGGGUCAGGAGUGCUACACUGUAUAUUGGUAGAUGAGGAGUGUUGUGAAGUUAGGGGGUUGUUUCUCUUCUGACUAGUAUUCAUACUCUCAGUAACAGCACCUGCAGAAGAGGACACACUCUCUGUGUGAGGUGGAACAACAGCUAGGUGGGGAUGGUAUCAAUGCAGAACUAGUUAACAAUAGUAAACAGUUUCACAAUCACAAUUACAUGGUCCUGUAAAUUAAAAUGACCGUUGCAUUUUAGGUGCAUGCCCUACCGACUGUGACAGGGAGACAUCAAGGCUUGAAGUACAUCACAGUUGACACAGUAAGUGUAAUGAGAUGUAGUGCUGUUCCUAACAUAGUGCAUGUUACAUUUGCAGGAAGAUACAUUAUAUCAAAAAAUGCUUAAUUCUCUCAUUGUCCCAGAUGAGUGCUCUUCUGGAAGGGAAGUUCAGCUGCUUGGUUGAGUAUUUUUCCGUGGUGGACUGCUGUUAUCCAUAUGAGUAUCAGGGAGGACACAUUAAGGUGAUAGAUCAACAGAAUAAUUCCCUGGACAGUGCAAUCUUUGUUUAUAUCAAUGUGGAGUGUGAACCGAGUGUGUUCGUCUGAGUUAGUGUUAUCCCUCUCAUCACCUGCAGGGGGCUCUAAGCAUGCCCAACACAGACGAGGCAGUGGAUCAUCUACAGUCCCAGAGGCUAAAAGCCCACUCUCCUGAUAAGAGGCUUGUGUUGGUGCUGCACUGUGAAUUCUCCUCCGAAAGAGUACCCAGAACGUGAGACAUGCAUACCUUUUCAUCACGUCGACCUGUGUGUGUUUUCGUGUGUGUGUGUGUGUGUGUGUGUGUGUCAAAUCUGCAGAAUGCUUAUUAUCUGCUUCAUACUCCUGACCAGAAAUGUGUUUUUUUCUGCAUGUAUUCCAUUUGAGAUUAAGUCCCUCCUCAUGAGAGCGUGUUUCUCUCAUUCUGUAGGUGUCGCCUCCUGCGCAGUGUGGACCGCAGCAUGAACAAGUACCCAGCCCUGCACUACCCUGAGCUCUACAUCCUGAAGGGUGGCUACAGAGACUUCUAUCACUCUCACAUAGACUCUGGGCUGUUGGGCUAG